GCAAAUGAUCUAGCAAUGUAUUUUUGAGCUACCUUUCCCUAUCCUCAUCCUCAUGUAUUCACGAAGUACACUCUUAUCAACCGCAGGCUUUGUUUGGGGCUGCCUUCUCCUGCGAAGAACAUGGAGAUUCCUCACAUUUCAUCUCAAUUUCGCGGGUGACGUUCAGCUACUGAAGUACCAGAGGCCCAGAUCGUGGGCGCUCGUUACGGGCUCAAGCGCUGGCAUCGGUCUGGGUUUUGCGAAAGAAUUGGUUCUUCGGGGCUUCAACGUCAUUUUGCUUGGUCACUUACCCGGCGAGCUUCAGUCAGCCGAAACGAUGCUGAGGCAGCUGCCCGGUGCAAAAGAGAUAUUGACUGUGACCCUGGAUGCUCGAACGUCGACACCUGCUGAGAUUGAAACUGCCCUCGAGCCAGUGACGAAACUGCCACUCACAAUCCUGAUCAACAACGUCGGUGGUAUCACGUUCAAACCCUAUUACCAGAAGCUCGAGGACCACACGGCUGGACAGAUUGACGACAUGAUCAAUCUGAACGCUCGAUUCGCGGCCCACGUCACUCGUGUUCUCGUGCCAACCUUGAAGCUUCAUGGUCCUUCAGCCAUCCUCAAUGUGAGUUCGGGAUCUUGUCGAGGCAUGCCCUGGAUGUCACUUUACAGCUCGGUCAAAGCCUUCAACGCCGCUUUCGGCCGCGCCCUGGCUCGUGAGUUUAUCGCGGAGGGAUCGAAGAUUGACAGCCUCGUAGUCUGUCCGGGCGAUGUUCAGAGCCAGGCCAACACUAGGGCGCUUGCACCCGGUUCACCAACCGCAGAGACGUUCGCGAAAGCUGUGCUAGAUCGUGUUGUUACCGCUGUCAGACAAGGCAGGGUGGAGAUAAUGCCAUAUUGGGCGCACGAUCUCCAGCUCAGUCUGUUCGAGGCGUUGCCUGAGUUCCUAGCACAGAGAUUGACUGUCACGAGCAUUUCAAGCAAAAUAGAAGCUGAGCGUGCGCAGAACAGUAAGUCGCUCUAGCCACAUCUCCGUAGAUAAAGCUCUUUUUAUAUUAUAUUACAAGCAAAUGAGUAGGAAGCAUGAGCCCACAAGAACCUUUCCACAACAAUGAUGCUACUUAGGAGACGGACAUGUAUAGAUGUGUAACAAACUAUAUGCAGCCCUCACGAACACCUUUUCCA
Molecule: messenger RNA, 1167 nt
Organism: Aaosphaeria arxii CBS 175.79
Lineage: Eukaryota; Fungi; Ascomycota; Dothideomycetes; Pleosporales
Product: NAD(P)-binding protein
Exons: 1
Coding region: 53-1006 (317 amino acids)
Cellular component (GO): endoplasmic reticulum
Molecular function (GO): oxidoreductase activity
Source: RefSeq, a predicted model, not a curated record